AUGAUGGUCAAAUCUUCGACAUUGCUGCUCUUGGGAGCAGCAAUGGCCGUCAUGGCCAUGCCCGUAACUCACGAGUACGAGGUCCAUGAGCGCCGUCAUCUGGAGCCCGAGUCUUGGACCAGCAGCAAGAAACUCGACGGCUCGAUGAUGCUGCCGGUCCGAAUUGGAUUGACCCAGUCCAAUCUGGACCGUGGCCAUGAUCUUCUGAUGAAGAUGUCUUCUCCGUCGUCUAGCAGCUACGGCAAAUACAUGACCGAGGCCGAGGUCCAUGACUUUUUCGCGCCUGGGGCCAAAGCCGUUGGGGACUUACGGGCUUGGCUCGAGUCCUCUGGAAUCUCUGCAGACCGCAUCAGUCAAUCGGUGAAUAAACAAUGGCUGCAGUUUGACGCGAGUACCGAGGAGCUCGAGAAGCUUCUGCGCACCGAGUAUCAUCUCUACGACAACCCCCAGACCGGUCGAUCUCAUAUUGCCUGCCGCGAAUACCAUGUCCCUCGCUCUGUCCGGGAGCAUAUCGACUUCAUCACUCCGGGGAUUUCACCUCGAGAGGUGACUGGAGUCACCCCCAUCAACAAAGAGAAGCUCAAAAAGCGUCGCAUUCAAGGCUCUCCAAUCGAAGUUCAGCCUGUUGAAGCGGGGUUGAUGGAUAAAUAUCGAGGAAAGCAGACACCACCAGAGGCGUGUGAUACUGCAGUGACUCCAGAGUGUAUCAGACAGAUGUACAACAUCCCCAAGGGACAUUCGGCAACUCCCGGCAACGAAUUGGCCAUUUUUGAGGACUUAGGGGAUGUUUAUGCCCAAGAGGAUCUGAAUCUGUUCUUCAGUACCUUUGCACCGGAAAUCCCCGUUGGAACUCAUCCGAAGCUUGACUCGGUCGACGGUGGUGUAGCCCCCAUUACCCCUGCAAAUGCCGGCGCCGAGUCCGACCUGGAUUUCCAAAUCUCGUACCCGAUCAUCUGGCCGCAGAACUCCAUUCUGUUCCAAACGGAUGAUAUGGUCUACGAGAACAAUUACACCUACGACGGCUUCCUCAACACCCUUCUCGACUCCAUCGACGGCUCCUACUGCAGUCAGGUCUCUCCACUGGACCCUCCCUACCCUGAUCCCAACCCCGGUGGCUACAAGGGCUCGCUGGAGUGCGGUAUCUAUAAGAGACCGAACGUCCUUUCCAUCUCCUACGGUGGAGCGGAGGCAGAUCUGCCCAUUGCUUAUCAGCGACGCCAAUGUUAUGAGUUCUUGAAGCUUGGUCUGCAGGGCAUGUCAGUGGUCGUCUCGUCCGGCGACUCGGGCGUUGAAGGUCGGGGUGGUGAUCCCACUCCCAACAAUUGUCUCGGCGACACCGGCAAGAUCUUCGCACCCCAAUUCCCUGCCACCUGCCCGUAUAUCACGACCGUGGGAGCCACGGUGAUCCCCAAGGGAGCCACGGCUCAAUCGCACCACGAGGUGGCCGUGUCGCGAUUCCCGUCCGGCGGUGGCUUCAGCAACAUCUACGCACGCGCCUCGUACCAGGCUUUGGCGGUUGCAGAGUACUUUGCCAAGGCAGACCCGGGCUACCCGUUCUACGAGACUGUCAACAACAGGAGCUUCGGUGCCCACGGAGGCAUUUACAAUCGCAUCGGCCGUGGGUACCCGGACGUGUCGGCCAUUGGCGACAACGUGGUCAUCUACAACCAGGAAAAGGCCGUCUUGAUCGGGGGCACCUCGGCGUCGGCCCCUGUUUUCGCGGCGAUCCUAACCCGCAUCAACGAGGAGCGUCUAGCCGCCGGAAGGCCGCCGGUGGGAUUCGUCAACCCGGUGCUGUAUGCCCAUCCAGAGGCCUUUUAUGAUGUGACUCAGGGCACCAAUCCGGGCUGUGGAACGAGUGGAUUUAGUGCCGCCAAGGGCUGGGAUCCGUUGACGGGUCUGGGGACCCCUAAUUAUCCAGCUUUAUUGAAGGUGUUUAUGGGAUAUGGUUGGUAA
Molecule: messenger RNA, 1956 nt
Organism: Penicillium diatomitis
Lineage: Eukaryota; Fungi; Ascomycota; Eurotiomycetes; Eurotiales; Aspergillaceae
Product: S53 family peptidase
Exons: 5
Coding region: 1-1956 (651 amino acids)
Biological process (GO): proteolysis
Molecular function (GO): tripeptidyl-peptidase activity; serine-type endopeptidase activity
Source: RefSeq, a predicted model, not a curated record